This is a messenger RNA of Pseudogymnoascus verrucosus, 417 nucleotides long. RefSeq lists its product as uncharacterized. Gene Ontology annotation, molecular function: RNA binding; translation initiation factor activity. Gene Ontology annotation, biological process: translational initiation. Gene Ontology annotation, cellular component: nucleus. Lineage: Eukaryota; Fungi; Ascomycota; Leotiomycetes; Thelebolales; Thelebolaceae. The record is from RefSeq and is a predicted model, not a curated record. Bases 1 to 417 code for a protein of 138 amino acids. The transcript is spliced from 2 exons.
AUGGGCCGCCCAAAGCGCAACCUCCAAGCCGCCGCCGACGAAACCUCAACUCCUCCCCCCGCACUCACCCCCACCCAGUCCAUCGCCCGCGUCGUCAAAGCCGCAGGCAACAACCUGUACCUCUGCGCGCUCCCGAACACCAAGGAACUGCUCUUCGAGCUGCCCUCGCGCUUCCGCAACACGAUCUGGAUCAAGCGCGGCGGGUACGUGCUGGUGGAUACCAAGGAUGGGGAGGUGCGGGAGAACAAGCUGGGAGGGGAGAUCUUGAAUGUCGUGCGUGAUGAGAGGGAGUGGAGGAAGGAGGCGUAUUGGCCGAAGGAGUUCGUUAAGGUGGAUCCGUAUGCGGAUUCAGGUGAUGAGGAGUCGACUGUGGGGAAGAUGCCGCCGUCAAGCGACGAGGAGGAUGAUGAGCAGUAA